UUUCCGCGAGACGAGAACUCAGUUUCCCAAAUGGCACUGCGGCAGCCAGUCCAAAGGCAGACUUUCCUGGCCUACUAGAGGUUUUGAACCCUGCGGCGGCAGUAGUAGCUGGUGUAGGUUCGGCAGGGUGGCGCUAGUAUCCUGCGUCUGGGAAGGUCUUGACCAAGAUUCGGCGCCUUAAACUCCUUCCUAAUAUGUACAUACCAGGGUAUCCCGCUUUUCCCCUAGUUCCCCAAGUACGCCUCUCCCCUGACUAGUCCCAGAGGCGUAGUUUUGGUCUGAUAUUGCAUCCCUACCCCUAGUAUUCCCUCUUUCAAUUGACGUUGUGGCCUUUCCUGAGUUGUGUGUCGGUUGUUCCGUGCUGGGAGAGCAAGGGCACAAGACGCCGGGGAGACAGACCCCUUGCCGUAGGCUGUGAGUAUGAACCUGAGCUGGUCUGAGCAGCUCGAUGCGCUUCUCAAUGCUACUGACGGAAAUGUGGCCAGGACUAAGCAGCGGUUGUAUCCCCGUGGCGUCGCUGCUGCAGCAGGAGAUCUGACUGGGACCUGGAUUCCCCCUAAUCACUUGCUUCCCCAACCAGGAGCCCAAGCUCAACAGCCUUGGGCUCUAGAGACCCCUAUUGUUCCAGAGAGGCUAAAUUGGGCUGAGCUCCAUAAGACAUCUUCUCUCUGGGAUGAAGUUACUAUUCUUAGAUCCCAGCUUCGAUCCCAGGGUCAGGUGACUGAGGCACUAAGACAAGCUGUGCAGGGCCUGCUGAAAGAGCAAGAGCAGCAGAAGUACCAAAUCUGUGCCCUGGAAGCAUCACUAAAGUUGAUGCAGGGGGGCCCAGAGCGGAAGGCUCUUCUCCUGGAGCAACGCCUGGACCGGCUGAGAAGGGAACUGAGGGGCCUUCGGAGCCAGGUGCAGGAGCAGGCCCAAGCGCAAAUACAAGCAGGUCCACAAAAGUGCAGUGUUACCGGUGGCCUUCACCAAGAGCUGCAGAAUGAGAGGCAACUGCUGUGGGAGGAGUCAGAGGUUCUGAGGGAAGAACUGAAGUUGCUGCGGGACCAGCUGACCCAGCAUCAGGAGCUGAUGCUGAAACAGAUGGCUGAGGGGCGGCAAGUUCAGGCCCGCAGCUGGAAGAUGUUGGAGCAGCUGCAGAGUGGCCAGGAGGGCAAGGAGGCUGCCAGGACAGAGGCCGAGGAUGCCCGGCGGGAGCAUGACCUCCUCAGGACCUCUGUUCACGUCCUUGAGUCGAAGCUACCCCUGGCUGCCACCUUUGCCAUGUCUCUUUCUUCAUCUAGCUCUGAAGUCAGUCAUCAGGACAGUAACAGUAGCUGGGAACUUUUAAAGAAGCUAGAUCUCCAGAAGAGCACCCUUUCUAACCUGGAACCCAGCAACUUCCAGCUCCAGGUCCAGAGCCUUGAGCAGGAGGACCUGUCCUUUAAUGGCUCCAAGAUACUCCUGAGUGACCUGUAGGGAUUUGUAAGAGUGGUAGGAUAAAGUCUUUGCUCACCUUCCCCUCAAGGCCCGGUUUCUGGGCUCCCUGCCCCUACCCUCUUGAUCUAGCUGGUAUCUGCCCUCCCUACUGAGUCUUGUCACUGCCUGCCCACCUGCCCACCAACUGCAGUAAAAUGGCUUAACCCUC
Eptesicus fuscus (big brown bat) is the source of this 1627-nucleotide messenger RNA. RefSeq names its product CCDC163 homolog (gene CCDC163). The coding region runs from base 421 to 1458 and encodes 345 amino acids. The record is from RefSeq and is a predicted model, not a curated record. The transcript is spliced from 10 exons. NCBI's taxonomy places the organism in Eukaryota, Metazoa, Chordata, Mammalia, Chiroptera, Vespertilionidae.